AUGGCUGCUCACCUGUUCCAGCAUCUCUGGCGUGUGUGCAGCCGAUAUGCAGAAUCGCACUCGAGACAACAACAGUGCCGUGGCAGGAAAACCCACAACUACGGUGGCGAGCCCGCGAGAGAGGCAGCCUCGAGAGAAGGCCGGCAAUUUGGCCGGCAUGUAAAUGAUGACCGGCACCACAGGACUGUCCCGAUUUCCGUAGACGACAAAACCCAUUUGAUGCAAACGAGCACGAAAGUAUUGCGUGUUCCACGCCAACUGUUUGAGCCUGUUUCAAGAAGAGUUUCGCCGUCGUCGAAUAUCCGUGAGGAUGGGGAAAAAGAGAUGGACCAUACACAGACAGGGGCUUAA
This is a messenger RNA of Protopolystoma xenopodis, 351 nucleotides long. NCBI's taxonomy places the organism in Eukaryota, Metazoa, Platyhelminthes, Monogenea, Polystomatidea, Polystomatidae. The record is from the annotation of a GenBank genome assembly.